AACGGCUAUGCUAAGCCUGUAACAUACUGAACCGAAUCAACCACUAGCACUGAAUCUUUGGCGACUUGUCCAUGCCAAUAACAAUGACAAACUCUGAAGAACCCUCCCUUCCCAACCCUAACAAUAACACUCAAGACUCCACCAACAGCGAUGCGGAACCUCACCACCACCACGAUAUUGAAGAUGAUGAAGAAGAAGAAGAUGACGAAUACGACGAGGAGGACGACGUCGUUCAGCAACCGAAUCGCACAAUUCCCCAAUCCGCAGCGUCCAAGCUGCGCGAGCAGCGUUUCAAGGUGGAAACCCUAUCGCGGCGGUUGUCGUCGGAGCUUGUUCCGAUCCGAGUGCAUGACGUGGUCAUAAACGGCAACACUAAGACCAAGGAUUGGGUUAUUGUGGCGGAGCUCGGAGGCAUAGAGAACGCCACCAGCAUGCAGGAGCUCGUGCAAGUUUCACAAAUCGCCAUUUCCAGGCUACAGGACCUCGAAAUCUUCGAUUCCUGCACGGUUCGCCUUGAGGCUGGGCCCCGAGAACUUCCAAACACUGCCAAUGUCAUCGUCGACGUUGUCGAAACCGGUAACAAAGUUUCAGCCAAAUUCAGCGUUUAUAACAAACCCUCGACUAGUUCUUGGACAGCUGAAGGUGCUCUUACGUAUAAGAACUUCUUGGGCUAUGGUGAUCUAUGGGAUGCUUCUUUGGCCUAUGGUGCCAACCAAGCGACUGAGGUGAGCAUCGGGGUGCAUGCCCCUCGAGUUAGAAGGUUUUUAACUCCUUUUGUGGCACGGCUAUCCAUGCUUUCCCAAGAUUGGCAAGAGACUUCCUCGUACAAAGAUCAGUUAGUGGGUGCGUCUCUUGGGUUGAUCUCGACCAAGCACCAUGACCUAGCAUACACUCUUGGAUGGCGUACCUUGGCAGAUCCAUCACAGAUGUCAUCCAGGUCUAUAAGAAGGCAGCUUGGUCAUGGUUUAGUGUCUUCUUUGAAGUAUACAUUUAAAGUUGAUAGGAGAAAUUCUCCUAUCAGGCCAACAAAAGGAUAUGCUUUUCUUUCCUCCACACAUGUUGGUGGCCUCACUCCAGAUCCACGGAGCUUGCGGUUUCUGCGCCAGGAGUUUGAUGUUCGCUUUGCUGUCCCUUUUGGGUUUUACAAUACAGCAUUGAACCUUGGGAUAUCUGCUGGUGCUGUUUUUCCAUGGGGACAUGGAUUCAAAUCCAAGCCAUCUCCCCUUCCAGAAAGGUUUUAUUUGGGUGGUGAUUUUUCUCCAGUUUGCACCCUAGGAGGGCCAACAACCUUAUGGGGAUUUAAAACUAGAGGAUUAGGUCCUACUGAACCUCGUAGGCCAAAUAGAGAUGAAUCCGAUGAUGACAAUUCCUCUGGAUGGGACUUCAUUGGUGGAGAUCUUGCUGUUACUGCUUUUGCUGAUCUCUCGUUUGAUCUUCCAAUUAGGUGGUUGAGAGAAUAUGGAAUACAUGGUCAUGUUUUUGCUGGUUCUGGGAAUGCUGCUAAAUUAACUCAAAAUGAAUAUAGGCACUUCUCUCCUCGGAAGUUCUUGGAAUCUUUUCGAGUGUCAGUGGGAUGUGGAUUUGUUAUUCCUACUAGCCUCUUCCGCCUAGAGGGUAACUACGUUCACAUACUCAGAAAGGGUGAGCAAGAUCGUGGGAAGACUGGAUUUAGGUUUAGUUUCUCAGCUCCUUUGUAGCAGCCGUAUUCUCUGCCAUUUUUAAUUCUAUUUUGAUGUAGUUCUCCAAUCAUUAAAUAAUUUUUUGCCAUCUAACUCAGCAUGGAAUAAGAGGGCAUCCAGUCAUAGCAUAUUUUCUUCCCGAAAAUAACGCACUCUAUACUGCAAUUUUAGAUGCAUUGCCACUGAGAGUUCGUAACCUUUUCCGGCUUGCUUGUAUUGUAAAGUGUAUACCACUCUUUUAUUGGUUCAGAUUUCAUCCGUGUGGAGAUUUUUUAGUCA
Messenger RNA from Vigna umbellata (rice bean), 1958 nucleotides. RefSeq lists its product as uncharacterized. Lineage: Eukaryota; Viridiplantae; Streptophyta; Magnoliopsida; Fabales; Fabaceae. The record is from RefSeq and is a predicted model, not a curated record. Gene Ontology annotation, cellular component: outer membrane.